AUGGCACCAAAACCGGAUCAACGCGCAGACGAGAUGGAGAAGACAGUAGCUGUGCUGCAACAAGAGCUGGGCGAAAUGAAGCUUGCUAAUACGACCGCUAUGGAGAGGAUUGAGUGCCGGAUCGCGGAGGAAGCCGACGCAAGGCAACGUGAAUUCGAGUCUUUACGGUCGGCGAUCCAACUCGGUCCGUUACCACCGACUUUAUCCAUGGUUGGAAGUUAUGGAAAGGCGAUUGUCCAUACGGCCGAGCGCCAAGAGCCUUCCCACAACCGCGACGACGCGGGGGAACGAAAUCACGGAACAGGAACGUCAUGA
Arabis nemorensis is the source of this 315-nucleotide messenger RNA. NCBI's taxonomy places the organism in Eukaryota, Viridiplantae, Streptophyta, Magnoliopsida, Brassicales, Brassicaceae. The record is from the annotation of a GenBank genome assembly.